Schistosoma curassoni is the source of this 2946-nucleotide messenger RNA. The record is from the annotation of a GenBank genome assembly. NCBI's taxonomy places the organism in Eukaryota, Metazoa, Platyhelminthes, Trematoda, Strigeidida, Schistosomatidae.
UUGGGUAGCAGUAAAACAAGUCGACUUUAUAAGCCAUGUCAUUGGCUUGCUAUCACAUCUGUCGGUCAUGGCACCGAAACUGGGUUAUUGGAAAAUCAGAGGCCUUUUGCAAGGACUGUUCAUGAGUGACACUCCUGUAAUAUGAACUUAUAAUAACCAAAGGAUACUGAGUUCAAAAUUUGCCAAGGAAAUCCACAUAAAUACGUUGCCAUGAUUCCAAGACAGUUUUCUCUGCUCUUAAAUGGGUGGAGUUAAGGUCGUCUUGUACUGCAAAUGUUGGUGUUGGUUGGAGGACGAAAAAUCUUCAGGAUGUAGUGAUGUAUUCUCUCCUUUUAUAAAACUUAGGAAGGCUACUCUUGCAAUAGACAUUUCAACCUCUUCACUGCAUUUAUGACAGUUUAAAAAUAUGACUAUCUAUUACAUGUUCUCCUCUAUCAACUGGUAAUGGUAGUACCAACAUACAAUCACUUUAAGUUGCGUGGUAGAAAAUCUGCAUGUAGUAUGCUUUUAGACAUACUGUUCUCCAUGGUGAAAUCAUAAGCACUCAUCUAUAUAUUCCAUUUCUAGAUCAUGGGAGCAGUUGAUCGAUGAACCUAGUCGAGUAUUAGUUAUUUAUCACACACUAUUAUCUAGAUAAAAACUGAUCAGCGAAAAAAACUUUCACAUGAAUUUACUUCACCCCAACUCAUUUCACUUAGUAUACCAACAAUUAUUGUGAGUGAAAUUAUUGACAUGUAGUAUAAACUGCGAGAGAUAGUAAAAGGAUUAGUUGUUAACUAGUAUUAUACUCCAGAAAUAGGUUUCUAAGCUUUAAUAAUCUGAGAACGAGAUUCAAAGUAGUGUAUAAACUAAAAUAACAAAUGAAUAUUCAUAAGUACUAUGUUCAUGCCGUUUUGCGAUGUUUACAAUAAUUUCGAAUUACAAUCGUUUGGAAGAAUUUCCGAAUACAUUACGCUGUCUGUACCAACACCUGACACCGUAUAUUAGUAAUCUGCAUUCAAAUAAAAAAGACAAGACUUUCGGAAUUUGUAUAAGAAUGACGUAUCGGUGAAAUCCCCCGCAAAAAAUCAAAUUAACUUUGUACCCACUCGGUUAUGUACUGAAUAAAUUCACUGAAUAGCAAGUACAGAAGUUAUUGAAUUGAAUAAUUGUUACUUGUACACAAAAUCACCUAAAAUUAAUUCGAUCGAAUAUGAUACUGAACAAAGUGAUAGAAAAUCACGAUGUAUUAAUUAGAACGAAUUAAUUUUGUGCUGAAAAAUAUCAAACUGAAAUAAUCAAAGUCAAAUGGACAGGAAUCAAAUUGAAAUACUACAAAAAUCAACUGAAUGAAAAAUAUUUAAAAACGACAUUUAACCAUUUAAUAACUUUCUCCCUAUUAAAUAAUAUUUAGAAAUCUAAAAUCAUCAACACUGCUCAAUUAAUGUUUCCAGUGUUCAGCCCAGAUUCUCACCAUUGGUUCAUAAGUAAGAAUGUGGGGCUAAUAAGUGUUUUCUGAUAUGGUGAUUAAAACUCUGUUAAUGUAGAGAAAUAUAGAGAAGCUAUAACCGAUUCUCGAUUUAUUUUACUGAUUUAACAAAGCAGUUCUAGUCUGAAUUGUCAAGAGUGAGUGUUUUAAGAUGUGACGGAUAUCCAGGGCUUGACAACGUUGUUUUCUGUAACGCCCAGUCAAACCCAGAGUCAGGAAUGAAGGGGUUCGAAUAUAUAUAUAUAUAUAUAUAUAUAUAUAUAUAUAUAUAUAUAUAUAUAUAUAUAUAUAUAUAUAUGGCAAAUCGUAUGUAUGUAAGUAUGUAAUCUAAGGUGACUGGUUGUGAAGCGCUGCGUGUCCAAUGGCUAUAUGGUGCGAACUGUUAUCUGAGUGGCUUCAGCUAGAAGGCUUCCAGUAAAACUAAUGAGAUCAAGAUCAAUGUCGAAGACGUGUAUGUCUAUUUAUUUUGGAGAUUUAUUUACUACUAUAUGUUUAAUGGAAGCUUAGUUUUCUUUAAAGGUGUUGAUAGUUGAAAGGAUUUUUUCUGUUGUCCAACUAUCUGUUCCCAAUUAUAGUGAUGCAGAUGAUAAAAUCUCACUUUUUUCAGUAAAAGUGAUCUAGUAAUAACAGACUAUGAUAUAAAAACAAAUAAAUUUGACAUGCUUUUCACGUCUAGGACCAAGCCUUCGCUUAUCACGACGCUAAAAAUGAUUGCUGAUGAUAUGCUUAUUAUAAUCGCUGAAAAAUUAAUACGUAUUUGGCAUUUAUUUCUUAAAAGGCUCGCACAACCAAUUAGACUUCUUUUGGAAUAUCUUGAAGAAACAUAUGAGGAACAUGCAUAUGAUCGCAAUGAAGUUGAUGCCUGGCGCAACGAUAAAUUUAAAUUAGGCCUGGAGUUCCCCAAUCUUCCUUAUUAUAUUGAUGGUGAUUUCAAAUUAACACAAUCUAUGGCUAUCAUACGCUAUAUAGCUGACAAACACAACAUGUUGGGGGCUUGUCCAGAAGAACGUGCAGAAAUUUCGAUGCUUGAAGGAGCGAUUUUAGAUAUUAAGACGAGUAUUUGGACAAUUGCAUGCAAUAAGGAAUAUCAAACCCUCAAAGUUGAUUUUCUCAACGAACUUCGUGGGAAGCUGAAAAUGUUCGAAGAUCAUCUGUCUAACAAAACGUAUUUGAACGGUAACUGCGUAACUCAUCCUGACUUUAUGUUAUACGACACUCUUGAUGUGGUUUUAUACAUGGACUCACAGUGCUUGAACGAGUUACCAAAAUUAGUUUGUUUCAAACAAUGUAUUGAAGAUUUACCACAAAUUAAGAACUACUUAAAUUCUAGCAGGUACAUAAAAUGCCCUCUGCUAGGUUGGAGUGCUACGUUUGGAGAUGGAGAUACUCCUUCAAAUUAGAUUAACAGUAAAUCUUCUGGUAAAUAAAAUUUAAAGCCUGUUAUAUUUGUACUAAAUAAAAAAUAAUAAAAUUCUGAA